Messenger RNA from Cajanus cajan (pigeon pea), 711 nucleotides. The record is from RefSeq and is a predicted model, not a curated record. NCBI's taxonomy places the organism in Eukaryota, Viridiplantae, Streptophyta, Magnoliopsida, Fabales, Fabaceae.
AUGUCGAAGGCUAAGGGAGACGUUAGAAACAGAAAAUUGAAGCGCAAGAUGGCAGAAGAGUCCACCAUGACAGAAGAGGACACGGCAGAACAAUUACUGUGCCUAAGAUAUGGAAAAAGCACCAACACCACCAUGAACUUGCCCUCCUCAAUGUUCAAUACACAUACAAAAUCACCGAGAGUCUUGCUCACAAGGGAUUCAAGUUCUUCUCCCACCAAUGACCAAGUUCAAGAAGAGACUCAGUUCUCGUGCAAAUUUUGUGAAAAGAAGUUUCUCAAUGCUCAAGGACUCGGGGGCCAUCAGAAGGCUCACAAGAGGGAGCGAAUCUUCUUCAAUGCGAAAAAAGAGCUAGAGAAGAACCCUUUAGGGUUUAGACCCACAAAUUUUCAAUUUUAUCUAAAUUCAUUUUCACCUAUGCCAAAUGGUACUCCCAUGCAAUCGACACCCUUUUCUUGUAAUCUUGCACCACCCACAGUUGGUUAUGGCACUAACAAUGGAAUUCCAAGUUCUUGGGGUGUAUGGAGAUUAUUGAACACCGAAAGUGUAGGGCUAUGCUUGCAGAAUCCUUCACUUUCUGAGAGUGCAGCAAAACCUUCCGUUGAUGGUUCUUUUUCUCGCGUUGGUGCUGCUUUUGGUGGUCUUCGGAGAAUUCCAACUAUCGCAGCAACAGAUUCACCUUCAGCAGAUUUGGACUUGUCGCUAAAACUUUGA